UUCGGCAUCAACAGGAAGUGUCAUUACACUCCGCAACCGCCAGUAACUGGUUGAAAACUCGUUCAUGAAGCGUCUGCGGUGACAUUUUUCCAUGUUGUUUUUAAUCGAUUUAUCAACAAACAAUGUUUUUUUUGCCAUAGUGAUGUGAACGUGCCGCAAGGGGAUUUUGUCGCGAUCGCGUGUACGUUCGUUUGUUGCGUGACGUCACGCGGCGUCUUCCGGGACCUGCUCGGCAGCCAUUACUGUUGGCGGUUUGUUUUGUUUUUCGUCCUCAGGUGGUUCUGUUGUUGUUUUGGUUUAACGUUCGUCAUGGGCGGGAGAUACUGCUGCGUACAGAGCUGCCGCCGCAGGUCACAUGAUCACCGUGGGUGGAAAAUCCCCAACGAACUCACGUUCCACUGUUUCCCCGCGUGGAGGAUGAACGAGGGCGCGGGGAUCUCGGAGCUGACGCGGCGGAGGAGGGCGGCGUGGGUGGCCGCCGUCCGCCACAGCAACAUCACCUUUGACCACAUCCCGUCCUCCAUGAGAGUGUGUUCCAGACACUUCCUGUCCGGUAAACCUGCGUACGAAAUGCUGGAGUCUGAUCCAGACUGGGUUCCGUCGCUGCACCUGGGUCAUGGCGUCAGACGCAGCAAGGCAGCGUCACCGGCGGCGACAGACCGGAACACAAGAUGGCCGACAGACACCAGACACAAGGAAGUGGACGUGGGAAAAGAUGAUGUCGUCUCGUUGGGCCGUGAUCUUCAGCUCCAGGAGCCAGACGUGGUGACUUGUGUACCUGGCACGCAAAUCAGAAGUGGUGAAAAAUGUUCCAUACGACAUAAGGGAACUGAGCGUCAGGCUGGACGUGAGGCUGGACGUGAGGCUGGACGUGAGGCUGGACGUGAGGCUGGACGUCAGGCUGGACGUCAGGCUGGACGUCAGGCUGGACGUGAGGCUUGUCAGGUCCUCCCUCCCUGGAGAGAAGCCAGAGCUCUGCUGUCGGCCCUGCCGGGUAAAACCACCGUCAGUGACCAGGAUCGAUGUCCGACUGAGGCGAGGACGCGCAUUGACUUCAUGGACUUCUUCAGGGACACUUUGGAGGCUUCUCUGGAGGCCAGCAGCAGGUCCACAGCCCUGUCACAGAGACAGAGACGGACGUGUGGCUGUUCCUCGCCCCCGUGUGUCAACUAUGUCAAAAUGCAGAAGAGGAUCGAGGAGCUGGAGGAGCAGCUGUUGUAUCUGACAGGACGAGAGCAGGACGCACUGACCUCACCCGUCCCCAACGUGGCUGCUGUCAAACCCAACCAGGACCUGCGGCUGCCCGGCCCCGCCCCCAAAGAAGAAGAAGAGGAGGAAUCUGAGUGGAUGAAGCCGCUGUCUCCUUCUCAGGACGACCUCCACGACAACGAUGAAGACGCAGACCUGGCGAAGGAUAUCUCCUCGCCGCAGCCGGUGCGGUUUCACGCGCCCCCGUCCGAGCCCAGACGUCCGCAUCGUCGCUUCAUCAAGUCCUGGCUCUGCAUGUUCCCGUUCCUCCGCUACUCGCCGACCCGCGACCUGAUGUGGUGCCACGUGUGUCGCCUCUACGCCGACAAACAGUUCCAGAAACUGGGUCUGAUCAAAGGCUCCCGGGUGUUUAAGAUGCAAAAUAUCAGGAAACACAGCGAGAGCAGGUACCACAACGACUCUCUGCACAUUUACGAGCUGCACACGCGAGGCGGCGCCGCUACGUCUGUCGUGGGUUUUUAGCCUGGAGAUCCAGCAGCAUGGAGAGGGGGCAGGACUGCAAGUGGGUGUGGCUACAUGCAAGGGGCGUGGCUUUACAUUGUCCAAAUCGCACAGAAACCACACGCGAGGUCAACAAAAUAAAAUAAUAAAAGCAGAUGGGUAUCUCGUCUGAAUAACAUCUGGAUAUUUUUAGUCUUUAUCCUGAUAUGUGAGAUAUAUGUGGAUAUGAAGCUGCACACGCUCUGUUUCUCUGGACUCAUGAAGAGAUUUCUACACUAAAAAAUAAAAUAUAACCAAGAACCUUGAAAGGUUUUGAAAUUCACCUGAAUUAGACAUUGAUCAUUGCUGGACUUUGCUAUGUGACAUAUCUUAUUAUGACUCUCAAUCAUGUUAUUUUCCUCAGCCAAAUAAACUGGUUCUUACUGUA
Solea senegalensis (Senegalese sole) is the source of this 2137-nucleotide messenger RNA. RefSeq lists its product as uncharacterized. The record is from RefSeq and is a predicted model, not a curated record. The transcript is spliced from 6 exons. NCBI's taxonomy places the organism in Eukaryota, Metazoa, Chordata, Actinopteri, Pleuronectiformes, Soleidae. Bases 310 to 1731 code for a protein of 473 amino acids.